This is a messenger RNA of Tachyglossus aculeatus (Australian echidna), 3902 nucleotides long. It is a transcript of the gene ATP13A1, whose product is annotated as ATPase 13A1. The record is from RefSeq and is a predicted model, not a curated record. Gene Ontology annotation, cellular component: endoplasmic reticulum membrane. Gene Ontology annotation, biological process: extraction of mislocalized protein from ER membrane; intracellular calcium ion homeostasis. Gene Ontology annotation, molecular function: membrane protein dislocase activity; ATP binding; ATP hydrolysis activity. The transcript is spliced from 26 exons. The coding region runs from base 1 to 3588 and encodes 1195 amino acids. NCBI's taxonomy places the organism in Eukaryota, Metazoa, Chordata, Mammalia, Monotremata, Tachyglossidae.
AUGGCGGCGGGGCUGAGGCGGCGGGCCGAGCCGGCCGGCCCGGCGCUGGUGGCCGGCGAGGACGAGUUGGUGGCCGCGGUGUGGCCCUACCGGCUGCGGCCCCCGCUGCGGCGCCUCACGGUGCUGCCGUUCGCGGGGCUGCUGUACCCGGCCUGGCUGGGCGUCGCGGCCGCCAGCCGUUGGGGCUGGGCCGGGGAAGGGGGCUGGGCCCAGGCGCCCGAGGCCGCGCUCCUGGCCCUCGCCGCCAUCGGCCUCGCUCACGCGCUCACCGUCCUCUCCGGCCACUGGUCCGUGCACGCGCGCUGCGCGCUCACCUGCGCCCCGGAGCGUGACCCCAGGAAAGCUACGUUGGUCAAGGUGGUGCCGACCCCGAAUAACGGUUUCCCCGAGCUGGUGACCCUGCACCGGGACCAGGGAGAAGACGGGAGGGAAGUGCUGUCCUUUGAGUUCCAGAAGAUCAAGUACUCUUACAACAUGGGUGAGAAGAGGAAGUUCCUUCCCGUGGCCUUCCCUGUGAGCAGCCCCCUCUCGACCUACCAGCAGGCUAGGGGCUACCAAGAAGAGGCGGAGAUUCGGGGAGCGGAGAAGAGAUACGGCAUGAACAAGGCAGAGAUGGUGGUGCCCGAGUUCUCCGAACUUUUCAAGGAGCGGGCGACAGCUCCCUUCUUCGUCUUCCAGGUGUUCUGCGUGGGACUGUGGUGUCUGGAUGAAUAUUGGUAUUACAGCGUCUUCACCCUGUCCAUGCUGGUCGCCUUCGAGGCCUCACUGGUGCAGCAGCAGAUGCGGAACAUGUCAGAGAUUCGAAAAAUGGGCAACAAGCCGUACAUGAUCCAGGUUUACCGCAGCCGGAAGUGGAGGCCCGUGUCCAGCGACGAAAUCAUUCCCGGAGACAUCGUCUCCAUAGGUCGUUCCCCCCACGAGAACCUGGUGCCCUGCGACGUGCUGCUGCUGCGCGGCCGCUGCAUCGUGGACGAGUCCAUGCUGACCGGGGAGUCGGUGCCGCAGAUGAAGGAACCUGUCGAAGAUCUGGAUCCGGACCGCGUGCUGGACAUGGAGGCGGAUUCAAGGCUACACGUUGUUUUUGGGGGCACGAAAGUCGUGCAGCACAUCCCCCCGCAGAAAGCCACCACGGGACUGAAACCGGUCGACAGUGGGUGUGUGGCCUACGUCCUGAGGACCGGCUUCAACACGUCCCAGGGGAGGCUGCUGCGCACCAUCCUGUUUGGGGUCAAGAGGGUCACGGCCAACAAUCUGGAGACCUUCAUCUUCAUCCUCUUCUUGCUUGUUUUUGCCGUGGCGGCAGCGGCCUACGUCUGGAUUGAGGGCACCAAGGACCCCAGCCGGAACCGCUACAAGCUGUUUCUGGAGUGCACCCUCAUCCUGACGUCCGUGGUCCCUCCCGAACUGCCCAUUGAGCUGUCUCUGGCUGUCAAUACCUCUCUCAUCGCCCUGGCCAAGCUCUACAUGUACUGCACGGAGCCCUUCCGGAUCCCUUUUGCCGGCAAGGUCCAGGUUUGCUGCUUUGAUAAAACCGGCACGUUGACCAGCGACAGCCUCGUAGUUCGGGGUGUGGCCGGACUCAAAGAUGGGAAGGAGGUGACGCCAGUGUCCAAUAUUCCUGUAGAAACACACCGGGCCCUGGCUACGUGCCACUCCCUCGUCCAGCUGGAUGAUGGGACCCUGGUGGGAGACCCACUUGAGAAGGCCAUGCUGACUGCCGUCGACUGGACCCUGACCAAAGAUGAGAAGGUUUUCCCCCGGAGCAUUAAAACUCAGGGCCUGAGAAUUCACCAGCGCUUUCAUUUUGCCAGCGCCCUGAAGCGGAUGUCCGUGCUGGCCUCCUACGAGCGGGCUGGGGCCCCUGACCCGUGCUACAUCGCGGCCGUGAAGGGGGCCCCCGAGACUCUGCACGGCAUGUUCUCCCAGUGCCCGAGCAGCUACCGUGAUGUGCACAUGGAGAUCUCUCGUGAAGGGGCCCGCGUCCUCGCGCUCGGCUACAAGGAGCUGGGACAUCUUAGCCACCAGCAGGUGCGAGAUGUCAAGCGUGAAACUCUUGAGUGUGACCUGAGGUUUGUCGGGUUCAUUGUCGUCUCCUGCCCCCUCAAAGCCGACUCGAAGGCAGUGAUCCGGGAAAUCCAGAACGCCUCACACCGGGUCGUCAUGAUCACUGGGGACAACCCGCUCACAGCCUGCCACGUGGCCCGGGAGCUACACUUCAUCGAGCAGGAGCAGGAGCGCACGCUCAUCCUGCAGGCGCCUUCCGGCCGGGGUGGCAGGUGGCAGUGGGAGUCGAUCGACGGCAGCCGAACCAUCCCCCUGACCCCCAUCUCCCUGCCCGAGCUGGUCCGGGACCACGCGCUCUGUCUCACCGGGGACGGCCUGACCCACCUUCAGGCGAGUGACCGGCCACAGCUGCUGCGCCUCUUGCCCCACGUGCAAGUGUUCGCCCGGGUUGCCCCCAAACAGAAGGAGCUGGUGAUUACCAGCCUGAAGGGGCUGGGCUAUGUGACGCUGAUGUGUGGGGACGGCACCAAUGAUGUCGGGGCGCUGAAGCACGCGGAUGUGGGGGUUGCACUCCUGGCCAAUGCGCCCGAGCGGAUGCCCGAGAGACGGCGGCGGGGCCGGGAGAACCCCAGCGAUGGGAGACUCAGUUCUGGUGGCGGCGGCAGCAACGUCACCCCAUCCAGCGGCACGGUGAAGCCGACAUCUCGGGCUGCCAAGCAUAGGAUUAUGGCCCAGCGGGAGGAGCAGAUGGCCGCCCAGCGGGAGCGACUGAGCCAGGUACUGCGGGACCUGGAAGAGGAUCACGUCCCCAUCGUCAAGCUGGGAGAUGCCAGCAUCGCGGCCCCGUUCACCUCCAAACUCUCCUCCAUCCAGUGCAUCUGCCACGUGAUCAAGCAGGGCCGCUGCACGCUGGUGACCACGCUGCAGAUGUUUAAGAUCCUGGCGCUGAACGCCCUGAUCCUCGCCUAUAGCCAGAGUGUCCUGUUCCUGGAGGGAGUCAAGUUCAGUGACUUCCAGGCCACCUUGCAGGGCCUGCUGCUGGCUGGCUGCUUCCUCUUCAUCUCUCGCUCCAAGCCCCUGAAGACACUGUCCCGGGAGCGGCCGCUGCCCAACAUCUUCAACCUUUACACUGUGCUGACGGUGCUACUGCAGUUCCUUGUGCACUUCCUGAGUCUCAUUUAUCUGUAUCACGGGGCUCAGGCCCGCACACCGGAUAGGACAGAGGGCUUUGUGGAUCUGUACAAGGAGUUUGAGCCCAGCCUGGUGAACAGCACCGUGUACAUCAUGUCCAUGGCCAUGCAGAUGGCCACCUUCGCCAUCAACUACAAGGGUCACCCCUUCAUGGAGAGUCUGCGGGAGAACCGGCCCCUCCUGUGGAGCAUCGUCCUCUCUGGUGCAGCCAUCGUUGGACUCCUGGCCGGCUCCUCCCCUGACUUCAACCAGCAGUUCGGCCUUGUGGAGAUCCCCACUGAGUUCAAGCUGGUGAUGGCCCAGGUCCUCCUGGCUGACUUCUGCCUGGCCCUGCUGGCUGACCGUGUCCUGCAGUUGUUCUUGGGGAGCCCCAAGCUGAAAGUGCCUUCCUGAGACUCCCUCUUGACCCCAAACCGGACCCCAACCCAGACUCCUGUGAACCAGCAGGGAGGACCAUCCGGUGCGGGGAGGAGGGGGUGGAGGGGAGAAACAGGACGUGGGGAACAACUGGGCUGAUGGAAGCCAGAGAAACCCCUACACACGUACCACAUUCACACAAACAUGUGCACACUGGCUUUUAUCAACGUUUCCAGGACAGACUGAGUUGGGGGGGAGGGGGGAGGGGAUUUUUGUGCCCCCCAUCUCCCGGGGGAGAAUCUAUGAAUUUGGUAAAUAAAAAGUAUGGAUGUAUUUUAAAGGCGGCCAUG